GCCAUUCGUUUGACAUUACUAAAAAUGUCAUAGGAAAAAAUGUCUCAUCCAAAUUGAAAUCCAUGCUAAUAAUCCCAAGUUCAUUUACACAAUUCAUUUUCCAAAUUUCAAGCAGUGAAAUAUCGAAAUGAAGCCAAGUAGGGAGCUUGCUCCUCAGCCAGAUGAUUUGGUUGGGGAUUCAUCAUCUGAAGCACCAAGGAUACCCUUAUCUCCUCUGGAUCUCUACACACAUAAGGCAAAAUUAGUUCAAAAUGAACCAAUUCAGUUCGUAGGUUUCAAUACAGAAUUUUUCCCAGAAAUAGUUAACAAUGGAUACACCAUUCAGAUCAAUUCCAGAGGCGAUCAGAGGCCUCGGAUCACCGGAGGUGGUUUGCGAUAUCCGGAGUAUAUGGUGCAAAAUGUGCAUUUCCAUUGGGACUCUGAACAUACAAUUAAUAGUGUCAGAUUCAUGCUGGAGUGCCACAUCCAGCUGGUUGCAAGCGAGUUCAAAACGUUCAAAGAAGCUGCUGAGAGAAAAGGACUUGCCAUUUUAGCAUCAGUAUGGAGGAGAUAUCUUUUUCAGUAUUCCGAGGUUGAGAAUCCUUCCUUGAACACAGUUCUAGCUGCUCACGAUUCCAUAUCCAGGAACCCGAAGAUCCCCUGUUUGGCUGAGCUCCCUAUUGUCAUAUCCCAGCUCAUCCCGGACAACACUGCAAAUUAUUUCCGGUAUGAAGGAUCUAUCACCUUUCCGCCAUUCUAUCCGAACACUUACACUGUUUUCGUGGACAGGGCCCACUUAACUAGAAAGCAGCUGUACGUGUUAAGCGACAUCUACAACGAAAUCGGGAAUCCAGUAGUUUACAACAACUUACCUACGAUUAGAUCCAAGAUGGCACCUCCGGUGUUCUUCAAUGGGGACAAGAAUUCAUGUUAUUGUUUGAAGUUUCCCUAGAUACUGGAAACACCUGAUAAGUGAAUACAUGCGAGUGAUUGAAACCUUGUUUUUUGGAUCAAAUUUUUACACUUUCAUUAUAGAGAGCAGAACUUA
Harmonia axyridis is the source of this 1027-nucleotide messenger RNA. Its product is annotated as carbonic anhydrase 9-like. The transcript has 6 exons. Gene Ontology annotation, molecular function: zinc ion binding; carbonate dehydratase activity. The coding region runs from base 128 to 931 and encodes 267 amino acids. NCBI's taxonomy places the organism in Eukaryota, Metazoa, Arthropoda, Insecta, Coleoptera, Coccinellidae. The record is from RefSeq and is a predicted model, not a curated record.